GUCACAAACUCAGCCAAAUGUUUUGGAAAAAGUACAUUGGAUCACAAGAUAAUUCAAAAUGUGUUACAUUAAACAUGAAAAAAUGAUGGGGUCACUGAUUGCCAUCUCUGAAUUUACAAUUUCAAUUUGCUAUAGACAUGAGGCAUCUGCUGAUGUGAAUCAUUUUUCCUGAGUAUAAUUUUGUUUUGGUGCACAACAUAAAACCCCAAUAAAAUCCAUUAAAGAUUCUGUUUGUACCAUUAUGAAAUGGUAUCCCAGUUCUUAAUCAUUAGUGUACGAGUCCAACUGCAGACCACGUAUUCAAUCAGGUGCGUGUGGAGAUUUUGUGUGGUGUAAAAAUGUCCGAAGCAGAUUUAAGAGUCUUAUAUUUCCAUAUGUUUCUUCCACCUACUUUAGUCUGUUCACCUGUUAUUUAGCAAGAGGGAGAGUUUAUGGGUGCAGUGAGUUAUCUUCUGAAAAUUGUGGGUUCUAUUCCAGUUUCUUCCUGUCCAGUGUUGUUGUGCUCCAAGGCAAGGUACUAACCCCCAUCAGUCUGUGUACUGGUGUAUGAAUGAAGUGUGUGUGAAUGCGGCUCAAGUGUAAAGUACUCUCAGUGGUUGCUAUGACUAGAAAAGUCACAUAUAAAUUCAGUCCAUUUAUAUUCUGCAGUGUUUAAAACUUGUCCACAGAACUGAGAAAAAGACAGAGGUAAACUAGACAAAAGCUUCAGGUGAGCUCCAAAGCUUCCACUAAGACAGCAGUAGCGGUAACUAUUGUUUGCUGCAUUCAGUGUUCGUGUUUUCUUUUUUUUUUUAGAUGCUAAUCAUGCAAGAUGGGUGGGAUCUUAAAGUGUCCCUAUAGGGAGCUGCCUUGAGGAAUUUUAAUGAGCUUUAAUUGCUCUGCUGUUCCAUUGGGCCACAACAUUCACAUCAAGACUGAGCAGGUCUGAGGAUCAUUUCUACAGACGGGACAACUAGAUCAAGAACUGGGCAGAAUGGAAGUGAAGGUGUCUGUCAAAGGCAUCCCACGUGUUGUGUGUGGAGUUACAGAGGAGACAACGUGUCAAGACGUGGUGCUAGUGUUGGCUCAGUCCCUUGGGCAGCCAGGACGCUACACCUUGCGAGAGAAGUUCAAAGACUUUGAGCGGUGCAUGACUCCCGAUGAACGACUUCUGGAGACAUUGAAGAAGUACGGUGAGCAGGCCAAGGAGGUCCAGCUCAGUCUCCAACACAGUGGCCUCUCCGCUUGGGAUGAAAUGGGCAAAGUAAAAGUUGGCAGAUACCAGCCUUGUCCGCCACUGAGACGGAAAGACAUUGGGCCUAAAAUGCGGAGAGGGAGCGGCUCCCUAAGCUUGCACCGCCAAAGCUUGCCUCCAUUGACCUGUUUGAGAGAAGAGGCUGAGCAGAAGAAAGACACCCUGAAGACGCCUAGAAGAAAGUCUCUGACUCUCAUGGAGGAGGCCUGGGAAUGGCUGGAAAGUCUUGGCAAAGGAAAGGUCUACAGUACAACGUGUGACAAGCCAAGCAAGAAGAGGAUUGAUAAAAGGGGACGGGCCUCUUUGGAUUUGUCCCUUUUUGUCACAAAAGAACAUCAAGAUCAAAGCAGCAGAUGUACAGACAGAGGUCAGAAAAGUUCAAAAUCAGACUUUGACCAUCAAACAUCCUGCUGCAUCAGCAAUCAGACCAAGGAGAAAAGCAGGCGCUCAAAGAACACCCAAGAGGUAAAAUCUGACCUGAGCACCUCAAUCUGCGCAGUGGUAACCAAAGAUGAGAAAAAUCGCCUUAGAGACUCAAUCAUAUGUCAGCUGCUGUGCUUGCAGGAUUUACAAGUCCAGAUAACAAACACAGACAAACAGAUUUUGGACCUCGAGCAAAAGCAGAAAGCCAAAACAGCCAAAGAAGAAGUCCAAGAGAGGCUUGUGGCUGAGGAGAUGGAAUACAUCAACUUUUGGGAGAAUGAACUGAAAGCUGAGGAGAGUUACGAGAAAGAUUUGCAGCGUCAGUUCCUCGAGAUGAGAGCCAAUGUUGCAGAUUGCAAAGCUAAACUGGAGGAGUACAGGCGUAAAAUGCAGGGCUUGGAUUGUUUUGGCAAUCUGAAUGUUGCUCAAGAAGACCGGAGGGUUUUAAAAGCUCAUGAAAAAGUUGCAACCAAGAUGUCCGACAGCUCAAAAAAGGAAGAAAAUCUGGAAGGAUACGAGUCCAGUGUGGAAAGAAACAUCAACAGGAAGUUCCUGCCCAAAGAGCACAGCACCCCUCAUGCUCUAGUUCCUCCAAAUCAGAUAAGAGAGCGGCGGCCCACGGGACCCGCCGAGCUGAGGGAAUGGUGGAAGCGCUGGUCAGAAGCUCAAAAAGCUCAACCCCAGGAUGAAAGGAAGGUGAUCCACCGCUCUGAGCUCACCAUUUACCUGAGGAGUACCAAGGUUUAGGACCAGCUCACAACAAUUCAAACUCCCAUUUGUGACAUCUCCAUGAGAUCUCGAUCAGGACGUCUUCAAUGAACCAGAGCGAGAUUAUUCUGCUUUCACUGCUAUAAUACGGGUUCCUGUUUACACUCUAAAAGCUUUAUUUUCACUGCCAUUCUUCAUGCACCUGGAACUUUGUGCAUCACCAAACACAUAACUGAUUCUCUAAUUUUACUUGUGUGUACUUUGUAUCCAAUACUUUCUGAACCUGUUGAGUUACGGAUUAAAAGGAAUGAAUUUUAAAAAGACUGCUUUCUUGAUAAUACAAGUGUGGCAUUAAUAAGCCCCAGUUAAAGCUCAAAUGUCCAAAAAAUACAGCUGAUCACAAUUUAAACUACAUUCCCAUGU
Messenger RNA from Xiphophorus couchianus (Monterrey platyfish), 2788 nucleotides. It is a transcript of the gene rassf11, whose product is annotated as Ras association domain family member 11. Lineage: Eukaryota; Metazoa; Chordata; Actinopteri; Cyprinodontiformes; Poeciliidae. The transcript has 3 exons. Gene Ontology annotation, biological process: signal transduction. The coding region runs from base 974 to 2404 and encodes 476 amino acids. The record is from RefSeq and is a predicted model, not a curated record.